Messenger RNA from Rhagoletis pomonella (apple maggot), 2138 nucleotides. RefSeq lists its product as uncharacterized. The transcript has 2 exons. Lineage: Eukaryota; Metazoa; Arthropoda; Insecta; Diptera; Tephritidae. Bases 586 to 1923 code for a protein of 445 amino acids. The record is from RefSeq and is a predicted model, not a curated record.
CCAACUUAUUUAUGCGUAGGCGGCCUUCGGUCGCGCUUAGGGAUUAUAACCCUCACAACGUAGAAUUCUCCUUUCUGGCAAAAUAAAUAUCCUAAAACAUAAUCUAUGCAAUUGCUUUUGCAAUAUUAUAUACAAAAAAUUUAGUUAUGCUAGUGCUAGUUUCUGUUCUGUUAUUGCUGUCGGGAAAUAAAACAAUCGCACUGUGGCCACGGCCAGCCUUAAACAUUAUACUUCCUAAGCUUUCGCAAUAUUCUGAAUUGUGCUGAAUUAAAGAAUGGAGCUGAGUUAAUGAUGCAUUUAAUACAUGCAAACGGUAUGAGAGAUGCUAAACGGUGUUGAGAUGCUAAUUUGUGAUGAUAUAAAAAAGUAUACUUACAUAUUUCAUUUUCGUUUUAUCGGGUGCGAUUUGUAAAUGGAGAGAAGUGAUCCGCAUUUGCUAAGUCAACUAUUAUACCAAUGCAACUGUAGACAAAAGAAACUAAAACGUGCAAGAUUAAAAAAAAGAACUAACAGCUUUCAUAAUACUAACAAUCCUUAUAGCAAUAAGUUUUCAAAAGAUCAAAGAUCUUCAGAACCAUCUUCAGUAUGGCGAGCAAUAACUUUAACACCGCUGACGUCUACACAAGGCAGCGAUGUUUAAAAUAUUGGCGCUUCCUCGCACUUUUUGCAGUGCUUUAUAGCAACGCAUCAUUGCUAGUAGCAGCCUCCGCAGUGGACAAUAGCGUUGACAGCACGACUGAUGCUGUUGAGAGUGUUGGCUCAAUUUCUGCUGGUGGAAUUAAUGAUGUUAUUCAGAAGUCCACGGAAAUCUUACCACUCCCUCAUGUAUUGCGACAUCAGAAACAUCACUCACAUCAUCAGCCUUUGAAGCGAACACCGUUGCACCAACAACUAAGAGGCAAUUACAGCAACUCCAACGCAAGCAUCAUAAACAGCAGCGGUAGUAUCAGCAACAAGAACAUUUAUUUCCAAGCGCAAUUUCAACCGUUAAUGUCAGAUCACUUCCGUCAUCCAAAACACAGACAUUCAUGGGGACGUCACGUUCACCCAAUUCUUCGCCAUCAACAACAUAAUCUGCAGGAAACCAAAACGGCUACUGCAGCGGUGGCAACAUCUCCACCAGUAAUAGACGUAGCAACGAAGCCACCGGUCAAUGGCAAUAGUGGAACACAGCAGCAUAAAAAAGCACAAAGUCACUUUGAUCGCGGUGGCCUCUAUCAAUCGCCUUAUCAGUGGAAAACAAGAGGCCCGAAAAUACGAAUUGGCAGGCGCUUCCAGAUUAAAGCCCAACCGAAUAGCAAGAGAACUUCACUGAAAUUGAACGCCGGCUCAGAUAAUAAGACCAUCGCACAAGAAGAUGAAAUGAAUUACACAGAUUCUAAUAGCAAAGAUUAUAAAGUCAGUUUGAGUAUAGCACCUGAAGGAAGCAUGGAUAGUCACACUGAAUAUGAUGAUUCGUAUGGUGAUUCAGAGGAUGAUAGCAUAAGUGCAAAUGAAUUUCCCCAAGUCGGCGACAUGCACGUAGGCAAACAUCAACCCGCUGUCAAAAGCUAUACUGAAUUAUUUAACGAUUUACGUAUGCCGCCAAAGAAGCGCGACUAUCCCCACCCAUAUACUGCAGGUCGUCAGGUCGCACAUAUAGGUGGAGACGCCGAUGAAAGCAAAACAUACAAUUACUUUUCAUCUAACUCUGACGAGAAUAGCGAUGCAGACUUCUCUAAUGAAAAGUGGCAGCGGAUUGAACAAGAGCACCAUCGUAAACAGCAAGAACAUCAGCGACAGAUGUUGGCAUUGCGUGCGCAUCCUUACAGUCAUUACACAGAGGCAGCUGCAACAGCAGCAGUAUCUGCAGUGACAGAUGCAAUAAAACCACAUCGGAAUAGUGAUGAUGUAAGUGCAGUUUUUUUUAUAUUCAUAUUUUGAACUAUAUUAGGCACGGUGCACAUUAGAGCGAUACGAUAUGAAAGCGAGGUUGGGCUUGCGCGCAGUGCACAUUAGAGCGAUACGACAUGCGAUACCAUAUGCGGAGCGAUAGCUAAACAAACGUCUUUCAUUAAUUAUUACUAACUAGAAAAAACUUAAAACUAAAACAACUUACUAAAAACUGCUGAAUUAAUUUGAAAAGUAGAUAUGUUCAA